GGGGGAGAAUGCAAUGCUUCCAUCCUCCCCAGCCAAUUGCCCUCCCCACGACUUGCCCCAAGCGUGAUGGGGGUUCCAGCUCGAAGGCUCUGGGCGAGCCAGUGGCUGGAGCUGCGUUUGCAACCCUUUGCAUCUUUGCCCAAGAGGGAGGGGCUCUUGGGGUGUGGGUGUGUGAAGCCUCCGCCCAGCCUGCCCCUCCCACCUCUCCUCCCCCCCCCCCGACUUCAGUCCCUCUUUUUAGCCACGCGGAUUUCAUUUUCCUAUCUCCUUUUAUGAUCCGUUCCAUGGGCGAUCCUGAGAAAGAACAGGCGGGUGGGAUGGGGGCUUGGCUUUACCAUUGCAUUAGUCGUUGCAGUAUCCUUGGAUUAAGCGGCCCCCCACCCCCAAACCCCGAUUGCCACUGGAGUGGGUCCCACCAAGUAGUAGAAGCCAACGUCAGCUGUCUCUAUAGAGAUUCUCAGUCAUUCAGGUCGUGGUUGUCCCAAAGAUACAGCGACCUGCAUCUCUUUGAACUUCCCGGGCCCACCAGAGUCAUCGAAUGGACAGGAGACCAACGCAUUUGUGUCGCUGGAUACGAGAAUGGGAGCAGGAACGAAAUUCUCCAGCUUCUUCUGCCUCCGAGGCUGCUUGCAAAACAGAAUAAGGGUUUAUGUCCGGAGAGAGAUUUCAAGGUCGAAAGGGGUGGAAUCUGUGAUCGGCCCAUCUACAGACUCAAACAUGUCCCAGGAACCAGUUUGUUGGUAACCAGCGGGCCCCCGGACAGCGGACUUCAGAUUUGGCGAAUGGAACCAGAGGAAACAGAUAUGAUUAAGCUACUGAGUGUCAUCUCUCCCACAAAGGCAGAAGAUACUUCCUGGUCCAAAAUUGCAACCAGCUGUGCCAAACCGGCCUGCGUCCUCCACGGGCAAAGAAUCUGCAAUCUCCAAAUGACGGAAAUUGAAUCAGAGAAAAGUCCUUGGGUGGCUGCCUCUGCCAGCCCUGACAAAAUUGCCAGUCUGGACUUCCUGGAUGAAGCCACCGCCGUGGUGUGUGGUGCCAAAGGGCAGCUGUUCCUUGUGGACUUCCGGCAACAGCAGGGGAUUCUGGGAGCGCUCGAGGAGGCUCGGACCCCUUGGGCCCCGACAGAGGGGCUGAGCUGGUGUGCAGGAGUUGGCUCUGGAGAAACUCCACUGAUUGCCCGUUUCUCCUCGGGCGGCCUCGUUGUGUUGACGGACAUCAGGGACCCUUCCCGCCCCCUGAAAAUGGCCCAAUGCUGCGUCCCCAUCCCUAAUCUCUGUAGGGCAGACUUCCUGUCCAUCAGCUUGGCUCCUGUAUUGGGCGACAACCUGGCGGUGUCAGGUUUUGACAGGACAGUUCACGUCUACAACACACAGGACUGGGACUCCUCAGGCCAGGAAGCCAAGCCGGUGUUCAUUCACAAAGGACACAUCUUCGGCCUUCCCGGCAAGGAUGGGAGCAGUCCGGUGGUCACCAGCCACACUUGGCACCCUUGGAAGGCCCAGACAUUACUCUCGGCUGCAAGCGAUGGAUCACUGCACGUGUGGGCCUGGUCUGACCUUCGAGCAAGGGAGCCAGUCUGACGCCCUCUGCCUGCCCCUCCCUUGGAGACUGCCCUCUGAAGUCCCCUGCAAUCUCCACCCUUCACAGCACAUCCUGGAGUCUCUGGGUUUCAUGAUAUGUGUGAAUAACCUUGGGAGAUAAAAGAAAGAAAUGAAGAAUGAGAGCCAGAUAAGAGGCAGCUGAGCCCACAGCAAGAACGAGGAUGUGGAAAGCAUCUCAAAAAGGGACACUCUCUAGUUCUUUGGUUUGUAAAAGCGAGGGGGGGGGGGUCAGAAAUGAUCUUAUCUUGCAAGAUAAGCCUAUUUUUAUUAUUUGUAUUUCGUUUUUAUGUUCCCCCUUUUGAAUUGUUCGCUGCCCUGAGUCCUCCCGGAAA
Thamnophis elegans (Western terrestrial garter snake) is the source of this 1933-nucleotide messenger RNA. RefSeq names its product WD repeat domain 73 (gene WDR73). Bases 9 to 1580 code for a protein of 523 amino acids. The transcript has 8 exons. Lineage: Eukaryota; Metazoa; Chordata; Lepidosauria; Squamata; Natricidae. Gene Ontology annotation, cellular component: spindle pole; cytosol. Gene Ontology annotation, molecular function: protein binding. Gene Ontology annotation, biological process: cytoplasmic microtubule organization. The record is from RefSeq and is a predicted model, not a curated record.